Misgurnus anguillicaudatus (oriental weatherfish) is the source of this 2601-nucleotide messenger RNA. It is a transcript of the gene slc71a2b, whose product is annotated as major facilitator superfamily domain containing 14Bb. Gene Ontology annotation, molecular function: transmembrane transporter activity. NCBI's taxonomy places the organism in Eukaryota, Metazoa, Chordata, Actinopteri, Cypriniformes, Cobitidae. Gene Ontology annotation, biological process: transmembrane transport. Gene Ontology annotation, cellular component: membrane. The record is from RefSeq and is a predicted model, not a curated record.
UGCUCUCACGCAGCGGAAACCCGGAAGUGGAUGUUUAGGAAUGUUCAUGUUAUGAAGUGAAAGAGCAGAACUGAUCAAGAUUCAAAUUUUUCUCAAUUUAAUCUCAACAAGAUGAUUCCGAUAUCGAGCAGAAUGUGAAUCUCGUCAUGUUACUCAAACACAUCCGCCAGCGCAGUGCUGGUCGAGCGAAGGUGAGCCACGCUGUGGUGGUGAUUUUUCUGGAGUUUUUUGCCUGGGGUCUCUUGACCACACCGAUGCUCACAGUCCUGCAAAAAACCUUUCCACAGCACACAUUUCUCAUGAACGGUCUGAUUCAAGGUGUCAAGGGCUUUUUAUCGUUCAUGAGCGCUCCUCUGAUUGGUGCUUUGUCUGAUGUUUGGGGCAGAAAAAGUUUCUUGUUUCUGACAGUGUGUUUCACCUGCGCUCCCAUACCACUCAUGAUAUUCAGCCCAUGGUCUUUUUUUGCUCUGAUGUCAGUUUCUGGACUUUUCUCGGUUACAUUCUCUGUUAUAUUUGCAUAUGUAGCUGAUAUUACAGAAGAGGAGGAAAGAAGUACAGCAUAUGGACUGGUUUCUGCGACGUUUGCAGCGAGUUUAGUGACGAGUCCUGCUAUAGGAGCGUUUGUAUCUGUCAGAUAUGGAGACAGUCUCGUGGUCCUGCUCGCCACCAUCAUCGCGGUGUUGGAUAUUCUCUUUGUUCUGCUUAUUGUUCCUGAAUCUCUGCCAGAAAAAAUGAGAUUAUCAUCCUUUGGUUUUCCUAUUUCAUGGGAGCAGGCGGAUCCGUUUGCUUCUUUGAGGAAGGUUGGAAAAGACUCUACGGUUCUGCUCAUCUGUGUCACAGUUUUCCUCUCUUAUCUGCCUGAGGCCGGACAGUAUUCCAGCUUUUUCCUUUAUCUGGGACAGGUCAUACACUUCUCCUAUGAGGCGAUCGCGGGAUAUAUUGCGAUGGUUGGAAUUCUGUCCAUCGUUGCACAGACAUUACUUUUACCUGUUCUGAUGAAGAAGAUUGGAAAUAAGAAAACAGUGUUAUUGGGUCUUGGAUUUCAGCUGUUUCAGCUGGCCUGGUACGGCUUCGGCUCAGAACCAUGGAUGAUGUGGGCCGCCGGGGCGAUCGCUGCUAUGUCCAGCAUCAGUUUUCCUGCGGUAAGCGCGCUGGUGUCACACUGCACGGAUCGCGACCAGCAGGGAGCUGUUCAGGGAAUGAUCACUGGAAUUCGAGGUCUGUGUAACGGACUCGGUCCGGCUCUGUUCGGAUUCAUAUUCUUCCUCUUUAACGUGGAACUAAAAGAGAUGAGUCCGGUCGGGCCGAGUCACAUCUCACCCGACAAAGAUGAGAAGUCAGCUAUUCCCGGUCCUCCCUUUCUCUUCGGAGCGUGUAUGGUUCUGUUGGCUCUUCUGGUGGCCGUCUUUAUUCCCACACAACACACUUCAGAGGUAAAGACGUGCAGUACUCGGGUCAUGACAGAACUUGUAAGCGGUGGUGUCCCGGGGUCCAGCUCCAUUCCUGUGAGCGAUGAAGACAACGAGCCUCUUUUACAGGACAGUAGCUUGUCCGUCUGAAUACACUGUAUAAAGACCAGCAGCUUUUUAUCAAACGUCUAAAUGUUUCUUCUUGCUUUUUUAAUUCUUUGAAAGAAAAGGUGCCUUUAUAUUUUGGCAUAUUUUGCUCUGUAUCUGAAUGUAAAGUGUAGUCGGCCUUUAAUAUAUUCUUGAUGACCUUUAACCUCUGAACUUAUUAUGCAGAAUGCAAUAAUGAUGACGUCAUGUUUUCAUUAAACUCGAGUGACAGAUUUGUUUUAAACAGGCAGUGCGUUUUAUUAGAAGUAUAUAAAUACACAAAUAGACAGAAUUGAUAGUCUUCAGAUCAGACGACUCGGCUUUAAUGGAUGAAUUGCUUAUCCUGUAACUCAGUCAUGAAGCUCUUUCAGUUUUUGCAUUCGUUGUUUUAAUCCCAUGACUGAGAUUUUUAAGUUCUGUCACUUUUACAUCAGUGGUUUUACAGAAACUCGAUUUGAAUGGGUUUUAUUAGAUUUUUUUAUGUGAUUAAUUAAGUAAAGUGUCUUUUAAGUGAAUGUUAGACUGAAGGUCAAAAGAGUUUCAUUACAAAAAGCGACUCAAUAUAUUGAGCUCAGAUCUGACAGACAUGCUGAAGCAAUAAAACACAACAAACACAUACAUGAGCUUUACUUCUGAAUGGAUCACAUCAGGUAUGUUACAGUAUAAAGUUAGACGUGUACUUUAAUAGCACAGAGAUAGGAAAAUGUUUGGGGACCUGACUAUUAUGCAUACUUGAAACUGAUAUCAGAUGAGUGAAUUUGUGCAGUCUGUAGAUGGCUGUGCUUUAACCACUCGACUGAAGUGAAGUCAUUAUAAUUCUAGAUAUUUUAUCAUUGAACUGCACUUUGUUUUUGAAUGAUGUUACUGCUCCACGUGCCAUUCCUCUUGUGUCAUUCUGUAAACUGAUGAUCGUUGGUGUUUAGAUGACUUCUGAAGAAACAUCAUCAACUGAACACUGCAGACAAACAACUUACUUUGUUAUAAGCAUUUGUUGAUUUAUUCAUUGAUCAAUCAAUGUUUCAAUAAACCACUUCAUAUUCCAUCA